This is a messenger RNA of Saimiri boliviensis boliviensis (Bolivian squirrel monkey), 3666 nucleotides long. It is a transcript of the gene CAMKK1, whose product is annotated as calcium/calmodulin dependent protein kinase kinase 1. The record is from RefSeq and is a predicted model, not a curated record. Gene Ontology annotation, molecular function: ATP binding; protein serine/threonine kinase activity. NCBI's taxonomy places the organism in Eukaryota, Metazoa, Chordata, Mammalia, Primates, Cebidae. Gene Ontology annotation, biological process: CAMKK-AMPK signaling cascade; protein phosphorylation.
CCGGGCGCGGCAGUGGGCGGGGCGGCGAGUGCCGCCUGGAGCCGCGGCGCACGCGGGCUGAGCUCGGCGAUCCCGGCCCCGGCUAGGCUGCGGGGCGGGGCGGGCGCGCAGCGGGAGCGAGCCGGGCAGCCCGCCGGGCCGCGGAGACUGUCGCCAGGUGCCCAGGUUUCCAGCAAGGCUACUCAGAAGACCCCCCGUUGACUAAAGCAAUGGAGGGCGGCCCAGCUGUCUGCUGCCAGGAUCCUCGGGCAGAGCUGGUAGAACGGGUAGCAGCCAUUGAUGUGACCCACUUGGAAGAAGCAGAUGGUGGCCCAGAGCCCACUAGAAACGGUGUAGACCCUCCGCCACGGGCCAGAGCCGCCUCUGUCAUCCCUGGCAGUGCUUCAAGACUGCUCCCCGCCCGGCCUAGCCUCUCCGCUCGGAAGCUUUCCCUGCAGGAGCGGCCGGCAGGAAGCUAUCUGGGGGCACAGGCUGGGCCUUAUGCCACGGGGCCUGCCAGCCACAUCUCCCCACGGGCCUGGCGGAGGCCCACCGUCGAGUCCCACCACGUGGCCAUCUCAGAUGCAGAGGACUGCGUUCAGCUGAACCAGUACAAGCUGCAGAGUGAGAUUGGCAAGGGUGCCUAUGGUGUGGUGAGGCUGGCCUACAACGAAAGUGAAGACAGACACUACGCAAUGAAAGUCCUUUCCAAAAAGAAGUUACUGAAGCAAUAUGGCUUUCCACGUCGCCCUCCCCCAAGAGGGUCCCAGGCUGCCCAGGGAGGACCUGCCAAGCAGCUGCUGCCCCUGGAGCGGGUGUACCAGGAGAUUGCCAUCCUGAAGAAGCUGGACCACGUGAAUGUAGUCAAACUGAUCGAGGUCCUGGAUGACCCAGCUGAGGACAAUCUCUAUUUGGUGUUUGACCUCCUGAGAAAGGGGCCCGUCAUGGAAGUGCCCUGCGACAAGCCCUUCUCGGAGGAGCAAGCUCGCCUCUACCUGCGGGACGUCAUCCUGGGCCUCGAGUACUUGCACUGCCAGAAGAUCGUCCACAGGGACAUCAAGCCGUCCAACCUGCUCCUGGGGGACGAUGGGCACGUGAAGAUCGCCGACUUCGGCGUCAGCAACCAGUUUGAGGGGAACGAUGCUCAGCUGUCCAGCACGGCGGGGACGCCGGCCUUCAUGGCCCCCGAGGCCAUUUCUGACUCCGGCCAGAGCUUCAGUGGGAAGGCCUUGGACGUGUGGGCCUCCGGCGUCACGUUGUACUGCUUUGUCUAUGGGAAGUGCCCAUUCAUCGACGAUUACAUCCUGGCGCUCCACAGGAAGAUCAAGAAUGAGCCCGUGGUGUUUCCGGAGGAGCCCAAGAUCAGCGAGGAGCUCAAGGACCUAAUCCUGAAGAUGCUGGACAAGAAUCCCGAGACGAGGAUUGGGGUGCCGGACAUCAAGUUGCACCCUUGGGUGACCAAGAAUGGGGAGGAGCCCCUGCCCUCGGAGGAGGAGCACUGCAGCGUGGUGGAGGUGACGGAGGAGGAGGUGAAGAACUCCGUCAGGCUCAUCCCCAGCUGGACCACUGUGAUCCUGGUGAAGUCCAUGCUGAGGAAGCGUUCCUUUGGGAACCCGUUUGAACCCCAAGCGCGGAGGGAAGAGCGCUCCAUGUCUGCUCCAGGGAACCUACUGCUGAAAGAAGGGUGUGGCGAAGGGGGCAAGAGCCCAGAGCUCCCCGGCGUCCAGGAAGACGAGGCUGCCUCCUGAGCCCCUGCAUGCGCCCAGGGCCACCCGGCAGCACCUCAUCCCGCGCCUCCAGAGGCCCAUCGCCCUCAUGCCACAGCCGCCCCCUCGGGCAGGGGGCCAGGGACUGCGCCCCUCCCCCGCCCCUCCCCCCAUCGUGCUGCAUGACCUCCACGCACGCACGUCCAGGGACAGGACUGGAAUGUAUGUCAUUUGGGGUCUUGGGGCAGCGCUCCCAUGAGGCCUUCCUCCUCCUCUGGCUGUCCUUGGGCUGACCCAUUCUGUGGGGAAACCAGGCACCCACGGAGCUUUAGAAAGCCCACCAGGCUGGUUAGCAUGGCCCAGGGCAUGAGGCAGAGACAGGAGACCAAUGGUACCCAGUGUUGCCAGGAUGGAUGGAGACACUCGAUGAGGGAAGGCAGGUGGAGGCCUGGCUUACUGCAACCGAAGAGACCUCCCGCUGGGCCGGGCCGGCCUGGCUCAGCUGCCACAGGCAUACGGUGGGGGGGGACGCUGCCCACCUUGGGGUGGUGGUGCCAGGGCCGUGGUCUACUCAGACACUGGUGUGGGGGCUCGGAGCCCGCACCGGGGAGAGGGCCAGCGCUGGAGAAUUCAGGUUCCUUUUGAGUUGUCGUUUACUUUUGUUUUUAACCUGGGGGUUCGGGGAGGAGGCCUGCUAGGGAGCAUCUCACGAGCGUUCCUCCAGCUCUGCUAGCUCCCAGCGCACCCACCGUGUUGUGGCAGCCAAGCGGACGGAACUAACUUUCCUGGACUGUGUUUCACAUUCGGCAUUAUCUGGAAAGUGGGCUGAAGGGAAUCAGGCUCUGAGCAGAGGACCGGAGCAGAAGCGCCGUGUUGUCCCGGCCCACCUCCCUCCCUUGAUGGCUCCCAGACCGGAGACUGCAGAAGACACCGGGGCCGGCUUUGACCAAGGGCCGGGACUCGACAGGCCUGUGGGCUUGCACAUGCUGAAAUAACUGGAACCCAGUCUCUGUCCUACGCUGGCUCACCCAUCUAUCUGGCCCCAAGAGCUGCGUUCACAGCCCUGCCGUGAAGGACAAGCUGUUGGAGGGAUCGCUGGACACACAUCCUGGAGGGGUGUGCGCGCCAGCCAGUGGCCUCUGCGGCAAGGACGUCACCCUGAGGACAUCAGCAGUCAGGCUGCUCAGAGCGGGGGUGCUGGAGCGCGCCAGCAGGCACAGGUCUUCCAGAGCAGGCUUCACCUUCUCUCUGGGAUCAGCGUCCGGCUGGCCGGCUUGGUAUUUGCUGACCAAAUGCCCAUAGAGGUUGACCCCCACAGGGAGAUCACCCAGGACUCGGACAUUGCCCUGGUAACGUGGGCUGGACAAGGGCUUGUGGGCGCAGGUGUGGGUUUCCUACGGGAGGAGGGCUUGUUUGGAGAAGGGAGGCUGGCUGGGGGAGAAGCCGGCUCCCGCUGUGUCACCGCGCCUGUGGGUGUAUGUCGCCUCACGCCCACGCAUGUGCGUGCCCCUCUGCCGCACGCAACGCACCCGCAUGCCUCGCGCCGUCCCAUGCAUCCGUAAUGCCGUUUACGCGUCUGUUUCAGGCUGGGAGCAGAAUGCAGCCCGUUGUCAGUGGGUCCGCGUUUCCUGGCUCGUCUGUGCUGAGGCAGUGUGGCCCAGGGCUUAGAACGUCAUUGGUACUGUUUAGAAGAACACUUUUAUAGAGUUCACGGAGUGAGUGAAGAGCCAGCCACUGAGUCACAGGGGUUUCUGGAGCAUCUCUGUGAGCAUCUGGUUUCCGGGGACCUCACCAAUCGGACCCACCCUUGGAAAGCUCGGGGGUGGGCCCAGUUGGGAUGGUCACCCCGCCACGGAGGGUUUUGGUUGGCAUCAUUUUUGAGGGUAGCACAAGCAAUGAGCAAACUCCGUAAGAGUGUUUUAAAAAUUAACUUCCCAGGAAGUGAGUUAAAAACAAUAAAAGCCCUUUCUUGAGUUAAAAA